AUGCCUAUCGAAUCAGCGUUAUCUACACCGUGGGUUUUUCUUAGCCCGACAACCUCGCUGCAUGCGAAUACAGUUGAUUGUGCAAAGUACUUUCUGGAUUCCCUUGCCCUGUCCGUCAGCAAUGCACAGCUUGCUCGUCAGCGCGUUAUGCGGAAGCGCAAGCGAUCGGAUUAUGAGCAAGAGACUCUGCAUAAAGUAUUACAGUUGAAGGAACUAUUUGUGCAAGGAUUUACUUCCGAUCAAAUAUGGGAACAGGCCACAAGAAUACUAGACUCUGCCAAGCAGGAAAUUGAGCAAGAUUCCGCUCUGAUUUCCCAGCAUGUCGAACCAGCUUUUCUGGACGCAAGAGCGUCACCCGUUCAGUCACGAGAGGCGAACUCUGAAAAUAUCUCUAAUCUUAGUGAUAUGUCGGUUUCUUCAGAAUCGGCCGCUGAUCGUUCAGACCGCGACUCUGCUUCUGAUGAUGAUAUGGAAGAUAUGGAAUCCGUACCAGAAUCACUGAGCAUGGCUGAGGGCCACUCAGACGAAGAUAGUAGGACUGAUGUGGAAGAGUCGGAGAAUGAUAACCACAAUAGCCGCGAUACCUACGUACAAGACGCGUUCGGACUGAACGACGGCUUUUUCUCCAUUGACGAAUUCAACAAGCAGUCUGAGUUUCUCGAGAGGCAAGAUGCAAAGGGCGAAAUAGAUGACGAUUUGGAGAGCGAUGAAGAGGAGAUAGACUGGCACGUCGACCCCUUAGCUGGUGGAGGUUCUGUGCCUUCCCAAACCACACAGCCAACAGCACAGAGAUCGAAGGGUUCUUUCGAGGACGGAAGUGAGAGCAGUAGUGACGAGGAGGGGCCGACUUUCGAUAACGUCGCCGUCGAAAAUGACAUCGAUUCAGAGGGUGACGAUGCAUAUGCAAUUAGUGCGGAUACCACUAAUUGGAUGAAUACCAGUGAUAUCAAGUACUCGGACUUUUUUGAGCCUCCUCCACGGAAGGCGACUUCCACGAAAACGCGUCCUCUUCCGAAAACACAACCUCAUAGGGCUCCUGUCGAAACUGACAUCGAUCGCGCGAUUGCUGACGUUAGGCGCGACUUGCUUGAGGACGAUGAGUCGCUAGAUGGAAACGAUUCUUCCGAUAAUGAGCUAGCGGGUUCUAAACAUCAGCAUUCGGCUCAUGAGAAACAACGUGCGCGGAUUGCCGACGAGAUCCGUCGCUUAGAGGCUGCUAAUGUGGCGAAGAAAGAUUGGAUGCUUGCUGGUGAAGCUCGAGGCGCUGAAAGACCUAUGAACUCCCUAGUUGAAGAAGAUUUGGAUUUCGAGAGGGUGGGAAAGCCGGUACCUGUUGUCACGACGGAACUUUCUGGGGACAUUGAGGAGUUGGUUAAGCGUCGAAUAUUGGCGAAGGAGUUUGAUGAAGUAAUACGCCGCCGUCCUGGGAUUUCGGAAGGGCAGACUGCAAAGAAAGGGAGAUUUGAGCUGGAAGACACCAAGCCUCAACAGAGCCUGGCCGAGCUCUUUGAGACUGAUCAUCUCAGGGCCACAGAUCCAAACUAUGUCGACCCGAAGAAUCAUAAACUUCUACGAGAACAUACUGAGAUUUCAAACCUUUGGAAAGAGAUAAGCGACCGCCUGGAUACGCUGUCGAACUGGCAUUACAGACCGAAAGCUCCUCAAGCAAAUAUCAACGUGAUCACGGAUGUCGCUACCAUUAUGAUGGAGGAUGCGCAGCCUGCAGCUAGCAGCGCUGUUGGCGGGUCAGCGGCCCUUGCUCCUCAGGAAAUUUACGCUCCGGGUGAUAACGGCAAGGUUGCUGGAGAAGUAACACUCAAGAAUGGAGAAUCUUUCGCCAAGGAUGAAAUGACGCGCGAUGAGAAGUCCAAGCUAAGGAGGAAGCAGAAGAAGCAGAGAAAGUCUGACUCCGACCCUGCGAAAAAACAAUCAGGGAAAGCCGCUGAAAAACAACAAAUCGUCUCAACGUUGAAGAAGAGCGGUGUCAAGGUGAUUGGUAGAGAGGGCCACCUCACUGAUGUUUAUGGUGCCAGAGACCGGGAAAGCACCGUCAAAACUGGCGCCGAUAUGCUCAAGCUGUGA
This is a messenger RNA of Aspergillus lentulus, 2082 nucleotides long. Its product is annotated as rRNA-processing protein MPP10. The record is from RefSeq and is a predicted model, not a curated record. Lineage: Eukaryota; Fungi; Ascomycota; Eurotiomycetes; Eurotiales; Aspergillaceae. Gene Ontology annotation, biological process: rRNA processing. Gene Ontology annotation, cellular component: Mpp10 complex; small-subunit processome; nucleus.